This is a messenger RNA of Anopheles marshallii, 921 nucleotides long. RefSeq lists its product as uncharacterized. The coding region runs from base 1 to 921 and encodes 306 amino acids. The record is from RefSeq and is a predicted model, not a curated record. The transcript is spliced from 4 exons. NCBI's taxonomy places the organism in Eukaryota, Metazoa, Arthropoda, Insecta, Diptera, Culicidae.
AUGUUUCGUUCACUUGUGAGCUGUUCCGGUGGUCGUUCGUCGGUUCCGAUGCCGCUCGUGCUGCUGCUGCUGCUCGUCUCGACCGGAAAUGCAGCCAAUGUUUAUUCGUCCAGCUCGGGUGAAAAUCGUAGCAAUUCUCCCUCGCAACACUGCACAGAUUUUAAUCCCCAACACGGACUGGACAUCGAGCAGAUUAUGGGCAUCUGGUACGGCAACGAAGUCAUCACACACGAUAGCCGCGAAGAAGGCGAGGUGGUGUACCGGACCUGCGUUGUAAUCCACCUGGCAGACGUGACGAACGCGACAACCUCGAUCUACGACCAACCGCCACAGGUGUACUCGGGCCGCAGCAACCCGGCCGGCACGAACUAUGACCGGUUCGGGACGUCGUACGGGUACGGGUCGAAUGGUGGCCGGAGCGGGGGCAGCUCGUACGAACAGAACCAACAGAACCGCCGCCAGCAGGGCCAUCAGUACCAGCAGCAGGAACCGCGCACCAUGCGUAAUUUGCGCUUGAUUUGGGACGAGUCGGAGCACACGCUCGAGUACACGCUGCGCUACAAUACGUCGAAGCCGGGCUUCUGGAUAGCGGCGUCACCCCAGUCCGGCUCUAUGAUUCAGCUGCAGUACGUCCAGUUCACCGGUACGGUGCAGGUGCUGAAAGCGAUCAACAAUCAGCUGGUGCUCAACUUCUGCCAGAGUUUGCCCGGUGGUCAGCUGUUCACGAUCGUACUGUCACGGCUGCCGAUGGGAUUAGGACCGGAGGAUAUUCAAAGCAUUCGGAACCUGCUGAGACGUCGCGGACUGUCGACGACUUCUGUGCGCAAAGUCUGCCAAAAUGGGGCCUUUCGGAGUGACGUUUCGAUGAUCGCACUGGCGGUAAUGGCCAUCGUAACUGCCCUAGUCAAACGGUUGCACUAA